AUGCCUUCCAACGGCGACCUUGAGCAGAACUAUGGCACCGGGGAGGAGACUCGGCUCCUGGCAACAUCCAAGGAUCAUGAGGUUGAAACACUAUCCGACUCUGGCGGCUAUGCCACGGGCUUCGCUGUCUUCGGCCUAGCAUGGACAAUCAUGGGUGUUCAAGCAUUCAUCCGCUGGUUCGCCUCGGAUGACUUCCGACCCGCACCUUUGAUCGCGGGCGACGACGAGCUCGCGACAUGGAGACUCGUCUGUCUCCGUCUGGUUGAGGCAUUGAGCCUCGCCGUACUCAUCGGAUUCUUCUGGUUCUGCGUCUUCAGUCCCCUCCGGGCCGCUCGUCCCGGACCAGACGGGACUCGGACACGUCGCUUGACCCUCGACGGCAAAUUCGUCAUCGGCGGGAUGGUCGCGUGGGUCGCGGACGGCUUCCUCAAUUGCCAGCAGUACAUCUUCUCGUGGAACGCGCACAACGUCAACCUGGGUGUCUGGACGCGCUUCCUCCCCUUCCACCGCGAGGGCGGCCCGCACAACUACGCCGAGAGCCUCCUCUGGGGCCCGCCCAUGUACGUCUACUUCUGCGCGGGUGUCGCCCUGGUGGCCUGCGCGGCGAUCAGACCCCUCAAGCGUCGCUGGCCGUCCAUCUCCAACAUGACGCUCGUGGUCAUCAUCUGGCUGGGCGAGUUCGUCUUCGACUUUGUCGUCGAGAACACCAUCAUCCGGACCACGCACGGCUACGGCUAUCCCAAGACCUAUGCACCGCUCACCCUCUGGGCGGGCCAGACAGAGCAGUUCCCCAUCUACGAGUCUAUCCUCGUCGCGAGUCUCGGCUCCCUCUACACGCAAAUGCGACUUCUGGCUCUCAAGGACCCAAAUGGAUUGUCCCCGGUGGAAAAGGGGUAUGAGAGAUGGCCCCCCGCGCUGCAGGAUGCCGUGCGCACCUUUGCCGUCAUUGGCUUCUGUGCCUUUGCUACGCUGGCGGUCUAUCAUCUUCCGCUGAACUGGUUGGGUGUGAUUGGAACGUCAAAGGGGUAUCUCCCGUCAUACAUGAUUCCAGGGAGUGGGUUGGAUUCCAUGUAUCCAUGUUGA
This is a messenger RNA of Fonsecaea nubica, 1083 nucleotides long. RefSeq lists its product as hypothetical. The transcript has a single exon. The coding region runs from base 1 to 1083 and encodes 360 amino acids. NCBI's taxonomy places the organism in Eukaryota, Fungi, Ascomycota, Eurotiomycetes, Chaetothyriales, Herpotrichiellaceae. The record is from RefSeq and is a predicted model, not a curated record.